Messenger RNA from Ixodes scapularis (black-legged tick), 1834 nucleotides. RefSeq names its product RNA-binding protein FUS. The transcript is spliced from 6 exons. The record is from RefSeq and is a predicted model, not a curated record. The coding region runs from base 120 to 1364 and encodes 414 amino acids. NCBI's taxonomy places the organism in Eukaryota, Metazoa, Arthropoda, Arachnida, Ixodida, Ixodidae.
GUCAUUGCAUACGUCCAUAGCUCUCCGAGGGGGAACUGGUUAAAUUUUCUCUCUCCCAUCUUGGGUUCACUCGUUCAUUCGUGAUACCUGUGAAGCCGGUUCGAAUAAUCGCUGCAGACAUGGACGGCGGCAUGGGCAGGGGCGGCAUGUCCAGGGGCAUGGGCAGGGGAGACUUCUCCAGAGGCCGCGGUGGCCCCAUGAGAGGCCGUGGUGGGCCCCCUGGGUCCUUCAGAGGUGGCCCGCCGAGGGGAGGGGGCCCUCCCGGCCGUGGGGGUGGAGACUUCAUGGGCCGAGGACGAGGAGACUUCUCGCGGGGCCGUGGCAACGGAGACUUCUCUUCAAGAGGCCGUGGGGGUGGCGGCGACUUUGCCCUCAGGGGCCGAGGGGGUGGAGAGUUUGUGCCCCGUGGACGGGGGGGCGGAGACUUCGUACCCCGUGGGGGCCGAGGGGGUUUCACCCCGAGAGGCCGCGGCGAGUUCACCCCAAGGGGCCGCGGGGACUUCACGCCGAGGGGCCGUGGCGACUUCACUCCGAGGGGCCGCGGCCGCGGCGACUUCACGCCCCGAGGGCGGGGAGACUUUUCCUCGAGGGGACGCGGAGACUUUGCACCAAGGGGUGGUGGCUACUCCGGGGGCCCCCCGAGCCGGGACCUGGGUGGCAUGGGUGGGGGCGGACCCCCGGCCGCGAUGGGACGCGGUGGACCCUCGCUGAGGGGAGACGGACCCCCGAGGGGCAUGGCGCCCCGGGGAGGCAUGGGGGGAGUGGGAGGACCACCCGCCAAGAGGGGCCGCUGGGACGGGCCCUCGGCCUCCUCCUCCUACGCCGACUCCUACUACAACAACGGCAGGUGCCCCCUCUUGCCCCCUCCCAGCCAAGACUUUGGAAACGCUGCGGGCGGCUUCGACGACGGCGGUUACGGGUCUGCUGCGCCCACAAGUCGGAGCUCAUACCAGGACCCCUACUCCGCGCCUCCGGACAUGAUGGGCAACGGCUACCAGGCCCCCAGCACGGGUGGAUAUGGGGAGCCUGCCGGCGGAUACAGCUCCGAGUUUUCCAAGCCCAUGGACCGAGGAGUGGGCGACUACAGGAGCAGCAGCGUGGGCGGAUACGCCGCCCCUCCCAUCGCGGGCGGAGGCUAUGCGAGCAGCUACGACGACAACAGGGGCUACGGCGGGGGCCGACAGGACGGCGGCUAUGGCAGUUCCGUGCCUCCCGCGGACGGCUUCGGAGCCAGACCUGCGGUGGAUGCGUACGGCGGAGGUGGCCCGCCCCGUUCAGACGAUCGCUAUGCGUCGUAUGACAGCUAUGGUGGCGCUUCGUACAACCAAUCUCGGGAUAGCUAUGGUGGGGCAGGCCGCUAUUAGGAGAGAGAAACAAGGCCCCUUCCUCUCUCUUUGGUCUCCUAGAAAAGAAAAAAAAAGGCAAAAAGCAGAGAGCGGCAGUGUUUUGGGAGACGAAAAAAGCACAUCCGGCAUUCCCCUACCACCCCACUCUUCACGAUACCCAUCUCUCUUCGGAAACGCCUUGAUCGGAAGAAGUGCAAACAAGGCUUGUUUCUCAAAGGACACACAUUUCUAAGCAUCGUCCAUUUGUUUCCCACUCUCUUGUACAUUUUUUUUUUUUUCUCUUAGUGUUUUGAGAAAGGACAGCAUUGACCUGUACCCGAAAGCAUCUUUUUAUAUAUAUGUAGUGCCCUGUUUCUUUAAUUUACGUGGUGUUAGCGAGACCCCUUCCAUGUCUUUAACUCGGUGCGUUGUACGCGCUGCCUGUGUCUGUGUACUCUGAGCGAUCCGGACGGAUCAGUGGAAAUAAAACGUGUCGAGUGAAACUCAUA